Rhinichthys klamathensis goyatoka is the source of this 1200-nucleotide messenger RNA. It is a transcript of the gene ctsl.1, whose product is annotated as cathepsin L.1. Gene Ontology annotation, molecular function: cysteine-type endopeptidase activity. NCBI's taxonomy places the organism in Eukaryota, Metazoa, Chordata, Actinopteri, Cypriniformes, Leuciscidae. Gene Ontology annotation, biological process: immune response. The coding region runs from base 110 to 1114 and encodes 334 amino acids. The transcript has 9 exons. The record is from RefSeq and is a predicted model, not a curated record. Gene Ontology annotation, cellular component: lysosome.
CACCUGAUCAAAGACACUAAAGACUCCUAUAAAAACUCAGAUCUUCAUUCUCACAAACACUGACAAGCAGCUGACUGACAUCAAGGAAAUCUAUACAUUCCAUCACAAGAUGAGGCUUUUGGUCGUUGCUGCUGCUUUUCUGGCUGUUGCCAGUGCUGCCAGUCUUUCUCUGGAGGACAUGGAGUUCUACGCAUGGAAAAUGAAAUUUGGUAAGAGCUACCAUUCAACUGAGGAAGAAUCUCACCGUAGGAUGACCUGGUUGUCCAAUCGCAAACUGGUUUUGGUCCACAACAUGAUGGCAGAUCAGGGCAUCAAAUCCUACAGGCUUGGCAUGACAUACUUUGCUGACAUGACCAAUGAGGAAUACAGACAGGUGGUGUUCCAUGGAUGCCUGGGCUCCAUGAAUAACACUAAGGCCCGUGGUGGUUCUACAUUCUUCCGGCUGAGAGAUGGCGCUGUGCUGCCUGAUAGCGUUGACUGGAGGGAAAAGGGCUACGUGACUGAUGUUAAAGACCAGAAGCAGUGCGGAUCAUGCUGGGCCUUUAGUGCAACUGGUUCCCUGGAGGGUCAGACAUUCAAGAAGACAGGAAAACUGGUGUCCUUGAGUGAGCAGCAGCUGGUGGACUGUUCUGGUGCUUAUGGGAACAUGGGCUGUAAUGGGGGACUAAUGGACCAGGCCUUCCAGUACAUCGAAGCCAAUAAAGGUCUGGAUACAGAGGAGUCCUACCCAUAUGAGGCAGAGGAUGGUCAGUGCCGUUUUAAGCCGAGCACCGUAGGUGCCACUUGCACAGGAUACGUCGAUGUCGCCAGUGGGGAUGAAAGUGCACUACAGGAGGCCGUUGCUACAAUCGGCCCUGUAUCUGUUGCUAUCGAUGCUGGACACAGCAGCUUUCAGCUCUAUGAAUCUGGCGUCUACGACGAGCCCGAUUGCAGCAGCUCUGACUUAGAUCAUGGCGUUCUGGCUGUUGGUUAUGGAACUGAGACUGGAGGGGACUAUUGGCUUGUUAAGAACAGCUGGGGGCUGGGAUGGGGUGUCAACGGCUACAUCAUGAUGACAAGGAACAAGAACAACCAAUGUGGCAUUGCUACUGCAGCCAGUUACCCUCUGGUCUAAUGGGAAAGGGGACCUGGAGCAGAUGGGAGAAAAUGAAAUGUGAACCAAUUCUACAAUAAUACCUCAUAAUUGUACUUUUAUUUGAA